Symphalangus syndactylus (siamang) is the source of this 2774-nucleotide messenger RNA. Its product is annotated as zinc finger protein 747. Gene Ontology annotation, molecular function: RNA polymerase II cis-regulatory region sequence-specific DNA binding; DNA-binding transcription factor activity, RNA polymerase II-specific. Lineage: Eukaryota; Metazoa; Chordata; Mammalia; Primates; Hylobatidae. The record is from RefSeq and is a predicted model, not a curated record. Gene Ontology annotation, biological process: regulation of transcription by RNA polymerase II.
UCCCGCAAACCCGGGCGGAAGCUCUGAGCCGUGCCGCCUCACCUGGCGGGACCGGAGCAUGCGCGGCUGGUUUUCAAGGCCGGCGCCUGUAGCCUCAACGGCCAUUUUGGAUUAGGGCACGGAGGGAACGCGGCCUGGAGGGGGGCCGCUGGCGGGGGGGCGUCGUCGUGGGUACAGUUGCGCAGGGGCAAAGGUCGAGAGGUCGCGCUGCCGCCGUUUUUUUUUUGAAGAGAUCGUCCAGUUCUGACUAUGGACUCGCAGCCAACGGCCCGUAGUUUCCAUCCCCUCUAGUGGGCCCUCGGGGGCUCUACUGACCUCCCUCCCUCCCUUGGGACCGGGCCGGGGAAGUGUUCUCGGGCGCGGGAGGUUCCGCAUGCCCAGGCCCGGCCAGGGGAGGUGACCGAUACGUCGCUGGGGCUGACAGUCCGCAUGGCGCCGCCUCUGGCCCCGCUCCCUCCCCGGGACCCAAACAGGGCGGGACUCGAGUGGAGAAAGCCCGGGGCCGUAAGCUUCGCCGACGUGGCCGUGUACUUCUCCCGGGAGGAAUGGGGCUGCCUGCGGCCCGCGCAGAGGGCCCUGUACCGGGACGUGAUGCGGGAGACCUACGGCCACCUAGGCGCGCUCGGAGUCGGAGGCAGCAAGCCGGCGCUCAUCUCCUGGGUGGAGGAGAAGGCCGAACUGUGGGGUCCGGCUGUCCAGGAUCCGAAGGUGGCUAAGUGUCCGACAGAAGCGGACCCAGGUGGAGUAUCGGCAGAUUCCAGAAACAAGGAAGAGGAAAGACAAAGGGAAGGGACGGGAGCCCUGGAGAAGCCCGACCCUGUGGCUGCCGGGUCUCCUGGGCUGAAGGCUCCCCAAGCCCCCUUUGCCGGGUUGGAGCAGCUGUCCAAGGUGCGGCGCCGGAGUCGCCCCCGCUUUUUUGCCCACCCCCCUGUCCCCCGAGCUGACCAGCGUCACGGCUGCUACGUGUGUGGGAAGAGCUUCGCCUGGCGCUCCACGCUUGUGGAGCACAUCUACAGCCACAGGGGCGAGAAGCCCUUCUACUGUGCAGACUGCGGCAAGGGCUUCGGCCACGCUUCCUCCCUGAGCAAACACCGGGCCAUCCAUCGUGGGGAGCGGCCCCACCGCUGUCUCGAGUGUGGUCGGGCCUUCAUGCGCCGCACGGCGCUGACUUCGCACCUGCGCGUUCACACUGGCGAGAAGCCCUACCGCUGCACGCAGUGUGGCCGCUGCUUCAGCCUAAAGACCGGCAUGGCCAAGCACCAAUGGGUCCAUCGGCCCGGGGGCGAGGGGCGUAGGGGCCGGCGCCCUGGGGGGCUGUCUGUGACCCUGACCCCUGUCCGCGGGGACCUGGACCCGCCUAUGGGCUUCCAGCUGUACCCAGAGAUAUUCCAGGAAUGUGGGUGAUGGCCUCAAAAGUGACUAUCUAGACAUUGUGGGAGGCCCGAGAUGGGCUCAGGGGCCCGAACCUCUGCAGCGGCCUACAGGGAGGUCCCAGAAUCCACGGCAAGAGCUGGCCUGGGGUGCGGACAGUCUGAUCUUGGGCUCUCAGCAGCCUCUUCUGCCAGCACCUUGCUCCCGCUGUCCUGGGCUCUCCAAGGCCCCCUUUGCUGAGGCAGGGCUGAGGUGAGAACCCCCCAGACCUCCAUACAGGGAAGCAAAAGCUGUUUCUCCUCCCAGAGAUGCUAAGAGGAUUGAGGUAGAGAAGAACCUUGUUUUCUCUGUUGUCUUUUUCUUUUUACUUUUUUAAUUUUUUGAGGCGGAGUUUUGCUCUUGUUGCCCAGGCUAGAGUGCAAUGGUGCGAUCUCGACUGACUGCAACCUCCCCCUCCUGGGGUCAAGCGAUUCUCCUGCCUCAGCCACCAGAGUAGCUGGAAUUACAGGCAUCUGCCACUAUGCCCAGCUAACUUUUUGUAUUUUUAGUAGAGAUGGGGUUUCACCAUGUUGGCUAGGCUGGUCUCAAACUCCUGCCCUCAGGUGAUCCACCCACCUCUGCCUCCCAAAGUGCUGGGAUUACAGGCAUGAGCCACCUCACCCGGCCUUUUCUUUUUUAUUUUUGACCCUCCCACAACGCAAUACCCAUUGUCUGUUUGUUUAUUUAUUUACUUAUUAAGACAGCAUCUUGCUCCUCACCCAGGCUGGAAUGCAGUGGUGUGAACUGGGCUCACUGUAGCCUAGACCUGCUGGGCUCAAGGAAUCCUCCUGUCCCAGCCUCUCAGAUGGCUGUGACUACAGGUGGGCAACACUAUCCUGGCUAAUUUUUAAAUUUUUUUGCAGAGAUGGGGUUCCCACUAUGUUGAUCAGGCUGGUCUCAAACUCCUGGGUUCAAGCAAUUCGCCCACCUUGGCCUCCCAAAGUGCUGGGAUUACAGGGGAGCCACUGCACUGGCCUUCAUUGUCUUUUUGCUGCACAACUUAAAAAACCAGUGACCCUGUAUUGGAUCUUGCCUGCAGUUGCUGUAUUGAUUUGGGCCCAGGCAGUGUUUUUAAGUGAUAAGAAUUAGUGGUGAAGAUUUAAAGGGAUAUUUUGCACCAAAAUCCAGGUUUCUGGCAUCUCUUGAAAAAUCCAAAGAUUUCACAAGUCCACCUAGGCUCUCAGAAAGUCGCAGUUGUUGGGAGUUGGGCUGAAGCCAGAACUCCCAACUUACCGUGGCCCGGCCACUUAUCCCAUCAGCUCCUGACCAAAGACGAGUUGCCAUUCAUCAUGGCUUGCUUUUAGUGUUUUUGGUGUUUAUCUUAAAGUACAGCAAAGAAGAAAGGGAAGUAUUUCUUGAACCCA